AUGCAACUUCCCCCCGUUCCAGUCUUCGUCGCCUUCCGCCGCGAGCUUUUCAGGCCAAGGGGAGGGUUUCCGCGCGCCCGUUUCGCUUGUGCGGUGCCAGAACGUGGAGACAGCGCCAGCAUGGACCCCAACAAGAGCAAGGGCAAAGGCAAAGGUGGCCGACCUGGCUACAUGGAGGAGCACGUGAGCGCGCAGUUCUCUUCCCUGCCAGCCUCCGAAUGCAUCGGCGCCGGGCGCCUCGAGGGCUGGUUCUCGACGCCGGCGUGGAUGGUGGAGGGCAGAGGCUGGGGCCACAUCCAGUCAUAUUGCUUCGAGGGCGACCUGUUCUUCCACAUGUCGCGGAGCCCCCUGCUCAGAAAUAUCAACUACCAGAAAAAGGACCCCGUCACCUUCGAGGUGCUAGAGUUCAACGGGCAGUGCGAGGCGGUGAAACUGCUAUUGCCCAGACAGGUGAUGGAGAUGGAAUCUGGCGAGACGGAAGAUCAGUUUGACUCUGCGAAACCAGAACCACGUGAUUUAGUUGGUCAGCGUAUAGAGGGCAUCGUGAGGUCGCAGUGGCAGCUCGUGAAGAAGCAGAGCUGGGGCUUCUGCGCCUCUGAGCAUUUUAAAGGACAGGUGUUCUUCCACAUCACCGAGAGCCCAGAUAUGGCGGAAGUCGAAUUCGAGCGGGAGGACCUCGUGGAAUUCGAGAUCUACCUCGGUGGCAAAUCGGGCAACGACGUGCGGGCCAGAAAUAUGGUUUAUAUUGGUUCCGGCAAACGGGUUCAGAUCGGGCCUAAAAAGUUAUCUGAGAAGAAGUUGGCCCAGAAGGAAGCUUGGAAGAGGAAUUGGAGAAAAGGGCACCCGCCAGACUGGGAGUGCAAGAACUGCAUGUUCACCAACUUUGGCCGGAAUAAGAUAUGCAGGAGCAUGGUGCCGUUGCUGCUACAGUCGUACCGAGGUGUAAGAUCGAGGUCGGUUCGGGGAGGGUACCCUAGUGUUCUUCCUGUUGGUUGGAUGUCCUUGUGCAUCCUGGGGGAGGAUACCUUUGGAUGUUCUGUAUGUUUUGGCUGGCGGAGGGUCUCAUGUUCUUGA
Molecule: messenger RNA, 1074 nt
Organism: Prorocentrum cordatum
Lineage: Eukaryota; Dinophyceae; Prorocentrales; Prorocentraceae
Source: the annotation of a GenBank genome assembly